AUGGAGGGGCAGGGAACCCCCCCAGGGGGGAGAGAGGGGACGGGGGAGCGGACACCGGGGAGGGAGGGGGCGGGGAGGGGCCCCUCAGGAUGGAGGCGGAGGGGGAGGGGCGGGGACCCCCAGGAGGGAGAGAGGGGACGCGAGUGCGGACCCCGGAGAGGGAGGGACACCUGGGAUGGAGGGGUAGGGGAGGGCCGGGACCCCCAGGAGCGAGCGCGGGGCCGCGGGCGCGGACACCUGGGAGGAAGGGGCGGGGAGGGGCCCCUCAGGCAGGCGGCGGAGGGGAGAGGCGGGGAGCCCGGGCGGGGCGCGGUGGGAGGAGAGGGCUGA
Rangifer tarandus platyrhynchus (Svalbard reindeer) is the source of this 330-nucleotide messenger RNA. Lineage: Eukaryota; Metazoa; Chordata; Mammalia; Artiodactyla; Cervidae. The record is from the annotation of a GenBank genome assembly.